UUUCCUAAUUUCCUUUUCUUCUGUUCUUGAUUCUGUGUUUCCUCUGCGAUAACAUCUUCAAAUCUUCAUGACCCAUGUGUUUUUUUUGCUCUAAUCACUGAAUUUUCCAUCUCAAUUCCUUGUGGGGUUUCUUAUCUUUUUGUUAUCAAUUGAUUUUGCUGUAAGAAGUUUAUGUGAUUCUGGUUUAUGGAGGUUCUUAGCGGGUUAUCUUCAACUGGGUCCUGCCCCAAUCCAAAGCUUGUGCAAUUGUUCUUCAUUUGCUGUGAAUUUGCAGAUGGAUUUCUUGUCGUUCUUCAACCGCCUUUUUGUUCGUACUCUCUCCUCAAAGAUACAUCAACACGAUUAGGCCUUUUGUAAAACGAGUAAAUGUCAUUCCGCAGCAUACUUCGUGAUGUGAGGGAUGGAUUUGGAAGCUUAUCGCGACGUAGUUUUGAACUGAGGCUGUCUAGCCAUUCCAGGGGUAAAUCUCAUGGACCAGUUCAUGAGCUUGAUGAUGAACCUCUGCUAAUCCAAACUAGCCGCUGGGCUAGCCUUCCGCCCGAGUUAUUAUUGGAUGUGGUUCAGAGACUAGAAGCAAGCGAGAAUACUUGGCCUUCUCGGAGAAAUGUUGUUGCUUGUGCUGCUGUAUGUAGGUCAUGGAGGGACGUGUGCAAAGAAAUCGUCAAAAGUCCCGAGUUCUCCGGGAAAAUUACAUUCCCCAUCGCCUUGAAGCAGCCCGGACCUCGUGAUGGUACUAUUCAAUGCUUCAUCAAGAGGAACAAAUCUAAUUUAACCUAUCAUCUUUAUCUUUGCCUUAGUCCUACUUUACUUGUUGAGAAUGGGAAAUUUCUUCUUUCUGCAAAAAGAACGAGGAGAACUACUUCGACCGAGUAUGUUAUAUCAUUGGCUGCGGACGAUAUAUCGAGAUCGAGCAAUGGUUAUAUCGGAAAGCUAAGAUCAAAUUUUCUGGGAACCAAGUUCAUUAUAUAUGAUACACAGCUUCCUUACAACAGCAACCAAAUUCCGACCCUUGGCCGAAGCCGGAGAUUCUCCUCCAAAAAGGUCUCUCCAAAGGUACCGGCGGGUAGCUACAGCAUAGCACAAAUUGCAUACGAGUUGAACGUAUUAGGUACAAGGGGACCCCGGAGGAUGAACUGCACCAUGUACUCGAUCCCGACUUCAUCUCUUGAGCCAGAUUCCUCCGUUCCAGGACAGCCCGAGCUCAAUCCUCGCCCCCUCGAAGACUCAUUUCGAAGCAUUUCAUUCUCCAAGUCAAUCGAUCAUUCAACUGAGUUCAGCAGUUCCCGCUUCUCCGAUGUUGCAGGAAUGCUUGCUGAUGAAGAUGGCGAGAGGAAGGACAUAGACAUACCCUUGAUUCUCCGAAACAAGGCACCAAGAUGGCACGAGCAGUUGCAGUGUUGGUGUCUCAACUUCCGGGGGAGGGUGACGGUUGCAUCUGUAAAGAAUUUUCAGCUGAUCGCCGCAACGUCACCUGAUGCAGAAGUGUCUGUACCAUCACAGCCACCUCCCCAGCCCGCCCAACCUAUGCAUUCCGACCACGACAAGAUCAUUCUGCAGUUCGGGAAGGUCGGUAAGGACAUAUUUACGAUGGAUUAUCGAUACCCGCUGUCUGCAUUCCAGGCUUUUGCUAUAUGUCUCAGCAGCUUUGACACCAAAUUGGCAUGUGAAUAGAGGAUGCUGUUGUUUG
Messenger RNA from Cucurbita maxima (winter squash), 1687 nucleotides. Its product is annotated as tubby-like F-box protein 8. Gene Ontology annotation, molecular function: protein binding. The record is from RefSeq and is a predicted model, not a curated record. The transcript is spliced from 6 exons. NCBI's taxonomy places the organism in Eukaryota, Viridiplantae, Streptophyta, Magnoliopsida, Cucurbitales, Cucurbitaceae. The coding region runs from base 367 to 1671 and encodes 434 amino acids.